CGGCGCUGGAGCGUGCGACACUGUCGCACGGUAGAUAGACUGCAGAGUGCAGUCGAGGAGGAAUAGGUAAUAAUAAUAUGGAGCGCUGGGCUGGGAAGGUCGCGGUCGUCACCGGGGCGAGCGUCGGCAUCGGGGCUGCCAUUGUCAACAAGCUGCUGGACAACGGGCUGAUCGUGGUUGGCCUGGCGAGAAGAGUGGAAAAAGUCAAGGAAUUGAUCGACGACCGACCCGAAGCCAAGCUUCACGCCGUCGAAUGCGACGUGACGAACGAAGAGAACGUCGUCACCGCCUUCGCUUGGAUCAAGGAGAAUCUCGGCUCCGUCGACGUACUCGUCAACAACGCCGGCGUCACCAAAGAAACGACCCUCUCCGAUGGAAGCCUGGCGGAUUGGCGGAACGUGCUGGACGUGAACGUGCUGGGCCUGUGCGUGUGUACGCGCGAGGCUGUGCGCUCUAUGCGCGAGUGCGACGGGGAAUCGGUAAUUAUUCACAUCAGCAGUUUGGCCGGGGAGCGCGUGCCGGCAGUGCCCGGCUUCAACGUUUAUCCCGCCACGAAGCGAGCAGUCAACGCGCUCGCUCAGACGCUGCGUCACGAGCUCGCCGGGACGAAAAUUCGCGUGACGGUAUGGAUAAUGAAAUAUAUAUAUAUAUAUAUAUAUAUGUGUAUAUGUAUACAUUCGAUGUUUUGGUGUAUCAAUUGUUAUUAUUAUAGAAGUUUAGUGACACACUCGUCGCGCUUUCAGACCAUCAGCCCAGGACUGGUAGCAACCGAACUCAUGGCAAAUUACUCGGCGUUCACACCCGAGGUACUUACGGCAAUGCCAGCUCUAUUGCCGAGUGACGUUGCCGAAGCGGUGACCUUUGUUCUGUCCAUGCCGUCGCAUGUGUCGGUGCAAGACAUCGUUCUUCGACCGCUGGGCGAAUCUUGGUGAAAAUAUGAAAUAUGAGGAUGUUAUACUAUUCUGAAACUAUAUUCUUUUUUUAAUUUGUAAUUGAUUAUAUAUUUGUAUAUUAACGUGUUAAAUGAAGGUUUUUAAUAUAUUUAAAUCAUAUAAAUGACA
This is a messenger RNA of Nasonia vitripennis (jewel wasp), 1061 nucleotides long. Its product is annotated as farnesol dehydrogenase. Bases 78 to 932 code for a protein of 284 amino acids. Lineage: Eukaryota; Metazoa; Arthropoda; Insecta; Hymenoptera; Pteromalidae. The record is from RefSeq and is a predicted model, not a curated record. The transcript has 4 exons. Gene Ontology annotation, molecular function: oxidoreductase activity.